GGAUAAUUUGAACCUAACACAGACCGAUGUACAUGCCUUUGCACAGAGACAAUAUAGCCGCUGCCUUAGCAUUGUCGUCUAUGCUGCUGACACAACAAGUGCCCCUGGAGGAGUGCCAUGAGUCUGUCUAGCAAACAAGAAGACUAUGGUGUCUGUAGCCUACCAUACAAACCAAGCGUGAUUUGGAGUUCCAGUUUGAAAAAGCUGUUGUAGCCUAAUUUUUUCAAGAAAAAUGCCAAGCAGAUAGCAUUUGUACCUCCAUAUGCACAGCCUUUAAAAAAAAAAAAUCACACCACUUUUCACACUGUCAAAACAUGUCCUGAAAUUGUCAACCAGCGCUUUUACUUUAAAUUAUCCCCACCACUCACCUCCUUGCAUAAUGAAGCAGUCAUAAACAGAACCUUAUCUGCAUGUUUGGCGUCUGCAUCCUCUGGACAUAAAUGCUAAUAUUGAUGUAUUGGGAAAUUAAUUGGCAGUCAUAUUUGCUAUGUUUUGAUCCACUGAUUCUGUUAAAUGACACACUGAUGUUGGCUUUUGAUGAAGGGUAUGACAUUUCUGUCACUAGAAGAUGGCCUAUCCCUUAAUCAGACCUCACAGACUAUAGCUGUCUUUAGAUGGCAGUUUGUGUGUGUGUGUGUGUGUGUCUCUAAAGAAUUCACUGUAUAAAUACUGUCAUGGAAAACUAUGAUCACAGAGUAUUCAACUUAUAAGUGUAUUUAAAAACAGUAUUAUGAGGAAGCAGGUGAGCAACAUAUUACAGAUGUAUUCCGUAUAUUAGAGAGAGGACAACAAGAUAGACAGAGGGGCCAUCCCUCCCUAUACUGUAUGUGUGUCUAACUGUCUAUCCAUGCAGCCACAGCCACACAUCCAUUGAAAGAAAAAAUGUUGGCUUCAGCAUGUUGCAUUGACUCCAACAGUACUGCAUACCUAUGCACAUCCACAAUUCUAGAACAUACCAAAUACAAACCAGCCAAAGCCCCUACCCUAACCCCCUGACCCCCUCCCAGCCGCCUACAUUGAAAGGGCUGUGGGGGUCACAUGAUCCCGUGCCACUAGCGAUGGCUCGUUCAAUUGCAUCCGUUACAUGGGGCCUGAUUGUUUAAGGAUUUUGCUUCCAUCAACAGAGGGGAUAGCCCAGUGGAGUUCUCUUCCACUCUCCUAUCUCUCCUCCUAGGCUUGCAACGUCUCUCCUCUCUCUCUUUCCCUCUAUCCCUUUCUCCCCAGAAAGGUAAACGGUUAAGAGGGUGUUUUUACUGAAGAAACAAGUAUCAGGUACCACACAGUGGCCACAGCAGCAUCUCUUAGGAUGUACAGCUUCAUGGGAGGGGGCCUGUUCUGUGCCAUGGUGGGGAACAUCCUGCUGGUGGUCUCCACAGCAACAGACUACUGGAUGCAGUACCGUCUGUCGGGCAGCUUCGCCCACCAGGGCCUGUGGAGGUACUGCAUGUCGGGAAAGUGUUACAUGCAGACGGACAGCAUCGCAUAUUGGAAUGCCACCCGGGCCUUUAUGAUCCUGUCAGGGAUGUCGUGCUUUGCGGGCAUCAUCGCAGGCAUCCUCUCCUUCGCCCACUUCUCCGCCUUCGAGAGGUUCAACCGCUCCUUCGCUGCAGGGAUCAUGUUUUUCGUCUCCACCUUAUUUGUUCUUCUGGCAAUGGCCAUCUACACGGGUGUGACAGUGAACUUCCUGGGCAAGCGUUUCGGUGACUGGCGUUUCUCUUGGUCCUACAUAUUGGGCUGGGUGGCACUGCUCAUGACCUUCUUUGCAGGGAUAUUUUACAUGUGUGCCUACAGAAUGCAUGAAUGUAGGAGAGGAGGCGGCCCUACACGCUAGAGAGAAAGACACAGCAAAUCGCACAAACUUUUUUUUUUAAAUAAAACAUUUAACACUGAAUGAAUGACCUUAACAUAUGACAGAAAGCCUUCGUGCCUACAUGGGCCUCCAUCCCCUGAUGCGUCCAAUGGAUUUCCUGGAUAAAUAAAGACUUGAUAGAAAAAUAUACAAUAGCUUUCUGCCAUUCACAUGAAAAGAAGAAUGAUAACUUUAUUUAGAAAGACAAUUCCACUAGCUUCUUUAUCUAUGUACAGUAAACAGGAAAAUAUGUUUCAAAAUGGCUGCCACUGCAAUGGUUAUGAUAUCUCCUUAGUGCCCUUUUCAAGCAUAUAUGCGAGAUGAGUACAGACAUGUUGUACAUGCAAAUGUAGCCUAUUGUAGUUUUGGUUAGGAAUAUGGGCAGGUGGAGCCAUGCUGACCAGGCAAGUUCUCAUAUUUUCCAAUAA
Salvelinus fontinalis (brook trout) is the source of this 2277-nucleotide messenger RNA. RefSeq names its product lens fiber membrane intrinsic protein-like. The transcript has 6 exons. Gene Ontology annotation, molecular function: structural constituent of eye lens. NCBI's taxonomy places the organism in Eukaryota, Metazoa, Chordata, Actinopteri, Salmoniformes, Salmonidae. The coding region runs from base 1307 to 1831 and encodes 174 amino acids. Gene Ontology annotation, cellular component: plasma membrane. The record is from RefSeq and is a predicted model, not a curated record.